This is a messenger RNA of Elephantulus edwardii (Cape elephant shrew), 978 nucleotides long. Its product is annotated as olfactory receptor 1019-like. The transcript has a single exon. Gene Ontology annotation, cellular component: membrane. The coding region runs from base 1 to 978 and encodes 325 amino acids. Gene Ontology annotation, biological process: G protein-coupled receptor signaling pathway; sensory perception of smell. Gene Ontology annotation, molecular function: odorant binding; olfactory receptor activity; G protein-coupled receptor activity. The record is from RefSeq and is a predicted model, not a curated record. Lineage: Eukaryota; Metazoa; Chordata; Mammalia; Macroscelidea; Macroscelididae.
AUGGAAGCAGGCAAUACCAGUAUGCUGAGUGAAUUCUUCUUCACGGGCCUCACUGAUGACCUUCAGCUUCAACCCAUCCUGUUUGUCCUCUUUUUCAUCACUUAUGCAAUGACAGUAGUGGGAAACUUGGGUCUUCUUACCCUCAUUGUGGUCAGCCCCCGUCUCCACACCCCCAUGUAUUUCUUCCUCAGCAACUUGUCUUUUCUUGACUUCUGUUAUUCCUCAGUCACAGUCCCAAAGAUGUUGAUGGGCUUCUUCCCUGGCUACCAAACCAUCUCUUUCUUUGGCUGCAUGGCUCAAACAGGUUUCUUUGUUAUCUUUUGUGUCACUGAGUUCUUUCUCCUGGCUUCCAUGGCUUAUGAUCGCUAUGUGGCAGUCUGCAAUCCCCUACUCUAUCAUAUCAUCAUGUCCCCAAAGCUCUGCUUGCAACUCGUGGUUGCCAGUUACGUAGUGGGCCUCGUGGAAAUGGUGCUCCUCACUAGCGCAACCUUUCAUCUCACCUUCUGUCGCUCUCAUGUCAUAACUCACUACUUCUGUGAUAUCCUCCCACUUUUAAAACUCUCCUGCUCUGAUACACGUGUCCUGCAGCUUCUCCUCUUUGCCUGUGGUGGUUUUAAUGUAUCUGUGUCUCUGGCAAUUAUUCUAGUGUCCUACAUAUGUGUUUUCAUUGCUAUCAUCAGAAUUCCCUCAGCCCAGGGAAAGCACAAGACAUUCUCCACCUGUGCUUCCCAUCUGACAGCCGUCAGCCUGUACUAUGGAACCACAGUGUUCAUAUAUUUGCGUCCAUCCUCCAAGUACUCACUGGGCAGAGAUGGAUUGGUUUCUGUAUUCUAUACAGUGGUCAUCCCCAUGCUCAACCCUAUGAUCUACAGUCUGAGGAACAAAGAUGUAAAAGAAACAUUUUGGAAUGUUCUUCGAAAGGCUUCACGAUUUCUCAGUUUCUGCAUACUCAGAGUUGCAGGAUGUUGGAGGCAGUAA